Bradysia coprophila is the source of this 1413-nucleotide messenger RNA. Its product is annotated as zinc metalloproteinase nas-1-like. Gene Ontology annotation, molecular function: zinc ion binding; metalloendopeptidase activity. Gene Ontology annotation, biological process: proteolysis. The record is from RefSeq and is a predicted model, not a curated record. NCBI's taxonomy places the organism in Eukaryota, Metazoa, Arthropoda, Insecta, Diptera, Sciaridae.
ACAAAAAAGCUCAGUUGAUAAUCAAAUCGCAUUCGGAAAAGUUUAAUUUUGAAUUACGAAAGACCCAAAAUGGUUUACACUAAAACGUGUUGUGUGACUAUUCUAUUUGUAAUUUACGUUUGUUCGAGUGCUGCUAACCAACGACCAAAUUACUUGACUGACGAAGAUUUUGCAAAGGCACGACUAAUACAAUCGGCAGCCAUAAAUGGAACAAUGUUCACUCCUCCCAACUACAGAAAGGAUCAACCUGAUAUAACUCCAAAGAACGCCUAUCGACACAGGACAUGGCCGAAUGCACGUGUUCCCUACACACUAGAUCCUGACUUUGACGAAAAUCAAAGAGUUCAAGUUGCUCGUGCAAUCGAAAAUUAUCAAUCGAAGACAUGUGUGCGAUUCGACCCGAAACAACCAGAGGACAACGAUUUUGUUGAAAUUUUGCGUGACGAUACGACUUGUGGACUUGCUCAUGUCUGUAGAAUCGGAGGACCUCAGUUCGCUAAAUUUGGAGGUGGAUGCAUUAGCGCCGCAGUUAUGAGUCAUGAACUCGGACAUACUCUGUGUUUUGGUCAUGAGCAAACUCGGCCAGACAGAGAUGAUUGGAUAUCGUGGAAUACAGAUAUUUGCAACCCACAUGGCAAAGAUAAUCCAGACGAUUUUACGACACUUGACUUGUUUUACGAUUAUGUCAGUCUGCAGCAUUACGAGGGAGAAUGCUACAACGGAUGUAUCAUUCCAAAAGUGCCAGGUGUUACGAAAUGUGGAGGUGGCGACGAUCUCUCAGUCAUCGAUAUUGAAAAAAUAAAUGCUUUCUAUGGUUGUGAGGGUUGUUACUCUUACCGGUUCCGCCCCAUGAACCUUAUUACAGGUAGCGAUCGUUUACUUUUCGGCGGAGUUGAUAUAACUGGCGAAACCUUGUAUCCUUGCCGAGGAUAUCACAAUGGUGAUAUUAUCGUUGGAAAAGGAAAUCCUAGAUCACGCGUCUGCUACGUGGGCUAUGGUGGACUCGAACAUGUGAUUCAAGAAAACUUUGAAAUUAUCACCAACCCGGAAAGAGCUAAUCUGUUUUGGAUAAGACGUCCGGCAGAUGGAUCGUUCCCGGAAAAUGCUGUUCGAGGCGGCAGAACUGCAGAAAGGGAACCACUGUACAUUGGAAGAUGCUCACUUGUCUUUGAUGGAAGACCGACUACGAUUCCGGGAAAAAUCCAUCGUAGUGCUUCAGAUGGCAUGUUUGUUGUUUUUGGUGGUAGAGAGUAUGUGUGCUACGAUUUCGAAAUUUUGGUAUGCGCUUAGAGUUUUUGGAGCUGUGGAGAGAACUGAAAUGAAUUAAUCCAUUUAUCUACUUGAACCGUGAACAAUUUUGUAAAUUUUUGCAACCGCAAUAGAACUCUAAAAAAAUAAAUUGGUGUUAUUCUU